AUGGUUUGUCCCAGAUGUAAGACGCCAGCAGCGAUUCCAACACUUGAAUUAACCCUGUACAUCAUAUUCUCGAUUCUCCGCGCAGCUUACAAUGUUACUCUACACCCACUCGCCAAGUUCCGCGGACCAAGUCUUCGUGCUGCCUUUUACUUUCCAGAAUUGUUGAGUUUGGCACGUGGUACGGCUGUUGAAGAGACAAAGGAUCUCCAUGAUAGAUACGGAGAUAUUGUACGGAUCACUCCAGAAGCACUGUCUUUUGACACAGCACAGUCAUGGCGCGAUAUUUAUGGCCUGCGCGAGGUUCGGCGUGAAGUUAGACGUGAUGAGAAAUGGCAUCUUGAUCAUGUUGGCAAAAGCAAUAUCAUAGUUGCGAAUGCUACAGAUCAUUCUCGCAUGCGGCGCACUUUAGCGCACGCAUUCUCUGAUGUGGCGCUGCGUGAGCAAGAAUCACUAAUGACAACAUAUUUUGAACAGCUCAUCGAAAAACUCCAGGAGAAAAUAGAUGGGUCAGCUGCUAGUCAUAUAGAUCUACGUGAUUGGUACAACUUUGUUACAUUUAACAUUAUCGGAGACUUGUGCUUAGGAGAGGCAUUUGGAACAUUGAAAUCUGGAAGCUAUCAUUAUUGGAUAGAACAAAUCCUCGUGGGACUAAAGUUCGUGGUUGUGAUAAGAUUUGCGCAGGCAUAUCCACUAUUUCGCAUCAUUCUGGCUCUACUGAUGAAUCUAAUUCCAGGCGUUAAAAAGCAAAAGCAAGUGCAUAUGGCCUACACAAUUGACAAGCUUGAAGCGAGAUUAAGGAAGAACACAGAUCAGAAGGACUUCAUCAGCUAUUGCGUUCGGAAGCGACAAUCCGAAGUCCGCAAAAAAUUCAAGACUGUCAAUGAUAUUAACAUGGUAUCUGUGAGAGACCUUCCAUAUAUAAACACGAUCAUCGAAGAAGCCUUACGGAUGUACCCCCCCCCCCCAACACCAUCUAUGCUCCCUCGUCGUACUCGCUCGGAGGGAGAGAUCAUAAACGGUACUUUCAUACCAGGUAACCGUAUCAUGCGGCAAAAAAACUUCGCCGACCCAGAUACAUUUGAUCCAGCUCGAUGGAGUACGGCUCCUCCAGAUAAAUAUAAGCAUGAUGACAAAGCUGCGUUUCAACCCUUCUCCAUCGGACCAAGAAACUGUCUUGGGAAGAAGUAA
Botrytis sinoallii is the source of this 1188-nucleotide messenger RNA. RefSeq lists its product as uncharacterized. Gene Ontology annotation, molecular function: iron ion binding; heme binding; monooxygenase activity. The transcript is spliced from 6 exons. Lineage: Eukaryota; Fungi; Ascomycota; Leotiomycetes; Helotiales; Sclerotiniaceae. The record is from RefSeq and is a predicted model, not a curated record. Bases 1 to 1188 code for a protein of 395 amino acids.